CGUGAUCAUGGGCGGAUGGUGACGCCCGCUGCUCCGCGAUAGUAGUGUGUUACCGCGUGUGACAAAGCAUGGUCUGGACGCGUCGUGGUAGUGUGGUAGUGAUGUGGUGCGCGGUGGUGAGUGUGGUGACGGUGCUGUUGUUCACCGCGCCGUCAGUGGAGGCCUUCGGGGGCAUCAUCGCUGACAAUGUCGUGUACGAUGUGAGCGGGUCGCCCUACAUGAUAACGCAGGAUAUCACCAUAGAGAAAGGGGGAGUCCUCACCAUCGAACCCGGGGUCACCGUCACGUUCGAUCCGGGUGUUGGCGUGACUGUCAAGGGAAUCCUACGAGCUGAGGGCACCCCGACGAAUAGGAUUAAGCUGACCAGCAGCCAGCCUCCGGCCGGUCCUCUGAGGGAGACGGGCCUCAGGCUGGUCGACGGGCCCACGCCGCUGCAGGGGAGGCUCCAGAUGUACUACAAGGACAAGUGGCGCUCCAUCUGCUCCAAUUCGAGGAACUGGACGGCGGAGGACAGGGCCGUGGCGUGCCGGCAGAUGGGCUACACGGGCGGCAAGUACUGGGAGUGGCACGACAGGGCCAACAACGACACGGCGACGAUCCUGUACGAGGCGCCGCUCUGCUCGGGCAUCGAGGACGACAUCACCAAGUGCGCGUGGAACACCCACUCCAUGGGCGGGGGCGUGUGCGACAUGCACCCUGACAUCGGCCUGGACUGCGACGGCUACCACGCCUACUGGAAGGGGACGAACUACUGGCGGGGAAUCAUGUUCCAAGAUGCUGAGUACGAGGAGCAGCUCUUUCAGGAGAACACGCUCUAUCAGAAGGUCUCGAAGUCUAUCCUGAGCUACGUGGACCUGGAAUACGCAGGAAUGGGCCCGCAGCGAGAGGCCGAGUCCGCCAUCAUGAGCCGGAAGGUCCCGCCUCGCAUCAGUCACGUGAGCAUCUCCAACAACGCCUUCAAUGGCAUCAACGUCACGCUGCCUGGCACCUUCUUCCGCCUGCAGGAGUCGACCAUCUCGGGGAAUAAUGGCUACGGCGUGUACAUCAACUCCUCGACGGGCUCGGUGCUGGUGGACACCAACACGAGGGUGUCCGACAACCGCGGCGACGGCAUCAAGUACAACUUCCACCGGCGGGAGCCCGACCGGUCCGCCUCCGACACCUUCCAGGACUUCUGCUCGGGGGCGUCCAACCCCAACCAGGCCUACCCGAUCGUCACCGUCUACAACCAGGACAGGUUCUCCGUCAACGACCUCACGUGCAGCAGGAAAUUUUACAUCUCCAAGGCCGACUUCGUCUUCUCAGUCCACUUCACGUACAUGCAGACGGACGAAGACGCGGCCGGCACCGUAGAAGUCAGGGACCGUGACGAAUGGGGCGACUUGCUGACCAAGUUCGAGAUCAGGAACGACACGUACCCGCCGUCUGUCGUGUCUCGCGGGAACAGACUCUACAUCAGAGUGUCCGCCAAGAGGAUGAAGCAGAGCGUCGUCUUCAUGGAGGUUGUUGCUAGUAAAUAUAAAAUGUUCGACCUGAGCCUCCGGAACUCGUUCGUGGCCAACAACAGCGGCCAUGGCGUCGCCGUGGAGAACAUGCGCAGCCUCGUGCACGUGCACCACUCGAACCUCACCCGCAACUUCUUCGGCUCGGGCCUCAACAUCCGCGGCGGCGCCGGCGAUGUCAACGUGACAUACUCGACCGUGGACCAGAACGUGGGCGACGGCGUCAACAUCACGUAUGAGGGCGGCUUGCAGAAUGUGUCGUGGAGCCGCAUCGCCAACAACGACCUGCGCGGCGUCGCCGUCUGGUUCAACGAGAGUGGCCUGGACGCGCAGAUCCGCCAGGAGACGGCCGUUGCGUAUUCGGCCAUCGAGGGCAACCUCGGCGUGGGCGUCCGGGUCGGGAACUUCUGCAGGGAGGCCUUCGUUAACAUCAGCGGCAAUCAUUUCUCGGAGGGACAGGCGGCGGCGCUCGAGGUCGAGUCCUGCUGGCUGAAGGACGGGGAGCUCCGCACCGUCCAGAUCGGCCAGAACCUCUUCAACAGGAACCACCGCCUGGCCAUCAAGAUCUCCCCGGCCGUCAACAUGAACCUGACGAUCGAGUACAACGAAAUGAAUGAAAACGACCGCGGAACGUUAAUGGUCUACAACGAGGAUAAGGUGGAGCUGCUGCUGCUGCCCUUCACGGGCUUGAUCAGAAGGAACAACAUCAAAUACAACACGGGCUGGUUUGUGCUGCGGCUGGGGCUCACGCUGCGGGGCCUCGACCAGAGCCUCCUCGUGCAGAGGAACGCCAUCAAAGACAACGUUGUUCAGGAACUGUACAGCAACAUCCAAUCUCGCAGCCGCUCCGCAGGCGUGGUGUGCGUGGGCUCGUCGAACGUCGUCCUGUACCGCAACCUGAUCGACAACCCCGGUUCGCUGUACGAGGUCAGCUCGCACGCCAGGGACCAGAGCACGCCCAUCAACGCCACCUUCAACUGGCUGGGCAGCAAGCGGGAGACGGAUAUCUUCGAGCGCAUCCUCGACCGGCGCGACCGCUACAACCUAGCCCUCGUGCUGUUCCACCCGUUCCUCCUCAGCAGCACCAACGUGGACACGCCCGUCACGGAGCCGGGCCAGGUGAGCGAGCCCGAAUUCUUCGACCCGGCGGACAACCGCGUCAUCGGCGGCGAAGUCAACGGCGAAAUCACGCUGCACGACGGCGUCUACACCGUCACGCGCGACAUCUACGUCCACGACACUGGCACGCUCACCAUCGCCUUCGGGUCGACUCUGGAGUUCGCCGAGGGCAUGGGCAUGAUGGUCGCCGGCCUCCUGAGGACGGAGGGAUCCGGCGCAGAGGCCGUUCGCUUCACGCUCAGGGGCACGACAGCGAAGGAGCAGGAUGCCGCGAGGGCUCUCCUGAUGAAGGAGGACGACCUGCUGGCGCUGAACACUACGGACGCUCUGAACAUGACCGCGGACGCCAUGGCAGCCAACUUCACGGAGGGGCCGGCCGUCCCCGUCAAGCUGGUGGGCGGAAGAGACGAAAUGGAAGGCCGCCUGAUGGUGUACAUCGGCUCGGAGUGGGGCACGGUGUGCAACCACGGCUGGAAGGAGGAGAUGGCGGCCGUGGCGUGCCAGCAGAUGGGCUACGUCCUGAACCCCGAGGACUGGUUCAUCGAGCCCGGGUCCAUGCCGCCAGAGGGGCAGGACGCCAGGAUUCUGCUCAGCAACCUGCAAUGCGACGAGUUCGACACCGACCUGACGCAGUGCAAGAGCGACCAGUUCUGGGAGCUGGAGAACUCGUGCUCGCAUGCGGAGGACGUGGGCAUCCGCUGCUACCCGGCUACUUGGUCGGGCAUCCGGCUGGGCAUGACGGCGCACGAGAGCCACAUGAAGGGCGUGGUCAUCGAGAAGGCCGGGCUGCUGGACUACACGACGCGCUCCUUCAAGCCGGCCUUGCAGAUCGACUUCCACCACCACGUCAUCCAAGAGAUCGAGGUCCGCGACAACUCCCAGGACGGAAUCGGCGUCAUCUACAGCAACCAGUACGCCAUCGCCAACCCGGAGGCGCGCGUGUUCAAAGGGUGCACCUUCGCGAGGAACAAACGCCAUGGCAUCAGCAUGAGGCAGCUGGGGGUCAACAUCACAGGAUCUUUCUUGAAGGAAAAUUCGGGUUCGGGCCUUCAUUUCAACCCUUUCCUCACCCGAAUUGAACAGAGAGAGUUGACCGGUUGGAUGAAACUGAAGGAGGAGGAUUACAUUAAAAUCCCAGAUAAUCCGUCGCCGAUUGUCCUGACGAGCAACAACCCGAAGGUGCUGAUCACGCAGGAGCUGAGGGGGAGGCAGACGUCGAUCACCCUCCAUGUGUCUACGCAACAUUCCAACGUGAUCGGAAUUCAAGUCCUCAACCCUAUUGUACCCGAGAGCACGGAACAAAUUGUGAUUUAUGACUAUCAGGAGAUCAUCGAGAGUGAGGACAUUGCCCGGUGGGACGUCCGCGGGGACCUGGUGGCCUUCCCGACGACCUCGGGGAGUUACGCGAUCACCCUCCAGUACGCCUCGGGGCCCUUCGCUCUCGGUGACGUCAUCAUCAUGCUCACGGCCGUCGAUCGCAAAGACAUCGCCCAAGCAGGAGAUCUUCGCAACUUCCGGUCCAAAUGGCCGAUGGUGUACAUUGAAGAUUCGCAGAUAAGUGAUAAUGACAUCGGGAUAUCGACACUCCACUAUAACAGGUAUCUGACCGACCACGAGGACCACCUGCUUCGAUCCGCAAACGAGAGCAUUUUGGUCAUGAAUUCACAAAUCACCAACAACAAGAACCAGGCCGUCUAUGCCCUGUCACCCUUCAGAGCGAGGAUGGACAACGACGACAUCGGCGAAAUCACGUUCAUGUUCAAUAGCACCUCGAUAUCAGGGAAUGGAAGGGGGAUCGAUCAGUACAGCUGGGACGUUCGCGAAUCCAACAACCUCUUCAACUGGAUUCUUGAGGACGUCGUCAUGCAGAACAACGGCGGCGGCGGCAUCAACCUCGUGCUGCCCUACGUGUGGCAGUACAGCGAAAACUUUACCCAUACCGUCUAUGUCAACGCAUCAACGUUCGUGAGCAACGCUCAGUUUGGGUUCCAGGUGGAUGGCCACUUCGCUCGCAUCAACGUGACCUACUCCAAGUUUGAACAGAAUACCUGCCACAAAGGAGUGAUGUCCCUGAAGGGCAUGGAGAAGGAGCUGUUCAUCCACGACAAUGAAAUAAUUUCCAACAUCGGUUCUUACGUGGUGGAGUUCGACACGGACAGCCAGAGCGGCAUUCUUGGCGUUGUCAGUGCCUACUUUGAGUACAACAGAGUGCAAGGGAACAGGCACAUGACCCAGCUGAGGAGCAGUGGAUCCCGCGCAUACCAGCCGGCAAGUUACACCAUAGCUGUUCGAGGACUUCAGAAGAUCAACAUCACGCACAAUCAGUUCGGCUCCAACGAGAUGGACUACGAGCUGCUGGCGGGGCUGUACACGAGCAGAAUCGACAACUACCUCAACGUGGAGGCCAACUGGUGGGGCUCGCGAGACCCGGAGGUGAUCCGCGAGAGGAUCUUCGACUUCGACGACUGGAACAAUUUCGCCCUGGCGGACUACCUGCCGUACCUCAUCGAAGACAGCCUGUCGGCGCCUGUGUCGUCUGUGGGAGGGGCGGGAACCGAUAGGAACGUGAUGGACCUGAACUCUCUGGGAGGACGCCUUUUGCAGAACCUGAGGUUGCCAAGACGCUCGGAGCCGUACGUCGUGAAAUCCGACCUGACCGUGAUGCCCGGAGUGACCCUGGUGAUCGAGCCCGGGGCGACGCUCGAGUUCUUCCCGAGCGUUGGCAUCCUCGUCCUGGGCCGCCUGGAAGCCAUCGGGAGGCGGGACGACCGCAUCACCAUGAGGCCCAUCGACACGUCCACCGCCACGCACUACCGCAUCGGUCGGCAGACGAGGUCGGCUUUGGAGGCCGUAAGGCUGUGCGUGGAAGGGCAGUGUGAAGGAAGAAGGGAUGGCUUCCUCGACAUAUUUAAUGGAACCACUAAGCAGUGGGUUCCCGUCUGCGACGACCGUUUCACAGAGCGAAAUGCCGAAGUCGUGUGUCAUCAGCUGGGUUAUAAUAAAGUCAACAUUUUCUACAGUCGCAACAAACGGACGGAAAUGUUUCCCAGUGCUCUUAUCCGCAUCCGGUCAUGGCCUGACCCGAUCCAGUGUGAUGGUUCCGAGUCGAGGCUGGACGAGUGCCCGCUUCGGAUGAAUGGCCAGAUAUACGACCACAGCUACGAGUGUGCCUGGAAUGGGGACUUUGUCUACGUUUCCUGCGGGGAACACAACCUGGAGAAUGACCAUCAGGAAUAUUGGGGCGGAAUCAGAUUCUCGGUGCCGAAUUUCGAACACAUGGACGUGUACCACCGACUUCACCACCAGCACGACCCAGGCAACAUCCACACUCAUCCCUACAUCCACGGCCAAUCCGAAGUCAACAUAAACCCCUCUGUCAUGGAGUGGGUGGACAUCAUCGGCGCAGGAAUCCUACACAAUGACAAGUCACCAGCUGUCAUGUCCUUCCACGAUACGCCUUCUCUGCGCGGAGUGACGGUCAGGAACUCUGCUUCCGAUGGCGUCUCCAUUGUCUCGGCAACGAAAGGAUUUGAAAUGCUUUAUAAUAAAUUCGUCAACAACCUGGGCGUGGGCGUCUCGCUCCUGGGCCUGACGGGGGAGACCCGCGAGACCGAAGAGUCGUCCUUCUUCCCCGUGGCCAAAGUGCGCCUCCCUUACCACAUGUUCGGGAUGGUGGACAUGUGCGACUCCACCAAGGAACUCAUGAUCGAAGAGAGAAUCCUGCUGUAUUAUAAGUACGAUAACAGACCGGUGGACUGCGUGAAGAUAUUCUCGUCCGUGUUCAACGUGAAGAAUUUCGGUUUCAGGCUCCUUCAGUACAACUCGUACAACUCUACCAUGGAUCCUAUGAUGCCGGACCGCAUUGUCCUUUAUGAUGGCGAUAUCUACAAUUACACGACUGAUGUCUUCGCCGAAAUCCACAUGAACAGCAACAACCUGAUGAAGUUCUUUAAGACGGAGGGAACGAGCAUCUCGGUCGAACUCCAUGCUACGGGAGCCUCGGGGGACCUCGGCUUCGUGGCUGAAGUGGUGACGCUUCCGAUCUCUAAUCUGGGAAUCAACCGUAACAUCCUCCACAACAUGACAUACAACGAAUACUACAACAAUAACGAGGGCGCUAUCUUCGCGGCCACAGCUGGUGAGGUGAAUCCUUGGCUGUGUUUCUCAUACAGCCGCAUAGAAAAUAAUGGUAAGCAAUUGUAUGGAAACUUCACCACCACGAGAGCAGCUGUCCACCUCGACCUACAGAACAUGCAAGACGUCUACAUCAAGAAUAACCUAAUACGGAACAACACGGGAGGGGCGUACAUCUUGGCAGGAUCCAUGGGAGCAGCAACAAAACUGCAAGCAAACAUCACCAACAACCUGUUCGAGGCCACAAAGCACUGGCCGGCCCUCUACGUCGCCUCCCGGGAGAACUCUGCGUAUCAGCACGCCCUCAUUGCCUAUAAUGACUUCAGUUGGUCCCAAAGUCCUUACCAUGAUGUCAUUACUUUGGCUCAGGUUGUCUCCAUCUUCACCCACAACUAUGUUCACAGCAACCUUGGAAGGCACAUCCUUGACAUUUAUGGAUUCCAGAAGGUUCGCCUGCCGGUCUACCAAACCACCUCCCAUAACAGUUUGGCCAAGAACAUGGCUGUUGACCCAACCUACCAGGGUACUGUUAUAGCUGGAAGUGCCGGCCAGCAGUUUGUUGAGAAUGUUUUCUAUAAUUUGGACAACGCAUAUGAAGUUGUUGCUGUAAAUGAGUCGGUACGCUGCAACUCCUCUACAGAAUGUUCAGAAAUGGAUGUCUACAUGGAAUCGGGUCAGGAGAGAUCUGAUGUGUGGAAGACACCUAUUGAUGCUCGCAACAACUGGUGGGGUUUCAACACAUCUGUGGCUGUGUCUGGCCGUAUCCAUGACAAACUGGAUGAUGAAACACUGCUGAGUGUAGAUUAUAGCCAGUGGAAGUUGAAUAACUACACAUUGCUUCAAGGAUGUGAGCCAGGUUAUUCCUUAGUGGGUGAUGCAUGUUACUUGUAUGUGGGGGCUCCAGUUACCUAUGAAGAGGCUAAAGCAUUCUGCAAAAAGGAUAACGCAUCCCUGCCUUUCCUACAGAAGUGGUAUUGGGAAGUACAGUACUGGAUCCUAUCUCAGCAACCUGAGUAUCUUUGGGAAUAUGACAUGGUUUGGGUUCAGCAUCUUGAUGUUGUCAGUGGAUGUGCAGCUUUUGUCUACAGACAAGUUCGUUCAGUUGACUGUAGUCUAAAUCUUCCCUUUAUCUGUGAAUCUGACCCUGAUGAAACAAUUGACAAGUUUGCUUGGGCAUCGGACACUUUGGCACUGGCUGCCAUUGCCGCCACGGCUGGUUGCCUUAUUCUGGUUGCAGCCUGUGUAUCAUGUUGGGUGUGCAAAUCCCGUCAACGACGCAAGGAACGAAUAAUCCGCAGAAAUUCUAUCCGUGCUUCCAUCCGCUCCAAUAGGUCUGCCAUGUCAACCACCAGUGGAGGAUUCAGUGACAAUGGGAGAAGAAGAAUAAUUCAGGACACACAGAGAGCAAUUCCCAUGAAGGGUACAAGUUCAGAUGAUGGCGCUGCAAGAGUCAACGGCAUUCAUGGAUCUUUUGAUUCCAUCACCAAGUCCAAUUUCAACUCCUCAGUCGAUGAGGAUCCAAGCUUUGUAGUUUAUGAAGAAGGAUCGCACUCGCCACCAAGAUAUACUUCCGAAUUAGACAAUAGAUUUGCCAGGGAUCCAAACUUGGAGAAUGCCAAUGUUAAUGCCAUGGUUCACCCGAGCUUUAAUAUGACCUUCCAAAACCAGGGAUUCAGAGACAACUCCACUUUUGCUUCCCGAGAGAAUAGCACCUUUAUCUCUCAGGCUCCUUCUGAACAGUGGAAUGGAUCAAAUAAUAACAUUGCUCCUUCAAGUUAUGGCCACCCUACUUUUUCCACUUAUGGCCAUGCCCCACGCCUGCCUUCCAACAAUCAGCCAAAUUUGUUGCAGCCUCAACCUAUGAGGCAGAGGCCACAUCUGCCCCCUCCUACAUGGAGGGUUACGCAUGCUCAAAGCCGUCCAUACAGGCCCAGUAACUACAAUGUAAAUGCUGGUGUUCGACCCAAGUCAAUGCACGG
Messenger RNA from Penaeus vannamei (Pacific white shrimp), 8734 nucleotides. The record is from RefSeq and is a predicted model, not a curated record. Lineage: Eukaryota; Metazoa; Arthropoda; Malacostraca; Decapoda; Penaeidae.